This is a messenger RNA of Phaedon cochleariae (mustard beetle), 1520 nucleotides long. NCBI's taxonomy places the organism in Eukaryota, Metazoa, Arthropoda, Insecta, Coleoptera, Chrysomelidae. The record is from the annotation of a GenBank genome assembly.
GAACAGAACCAUUUUUAGUAGUUUAGUUUUCAUUGUUCUAUUUUCUUAUUUUGCAGGUAAUGAUUUGAAUUGAAGAUUCGAAGGUCCAAUAACUAGUGAUUCAUAUCUCUAAUUUACCAAACACUGGUACUCAAUAGUAAAAUGUACUAUGGAUUUAAUAUCUUCAUUCAGUAACCUUUCUGUGGACAACAGGCAAUCAAAAGUAACCAGUUUUGCAGCUAUAAUUUGUGGAACUCAUACAGAGUUCUUGCUUACUCAUUUUCCCAACUCAAGACAUCUACUAAUAACACAGUUUGGAAAAAUUGGAAACCUGUAUCAAGUGAGAAUUGACCAACCUGAAAACGGAUUGAGUAUCACAAACCCAGUGUACACUAUUUCAUCAUUGAUUGGGGCAGAAAAUAUUGAAGCAGAAGUAGCUGCAAGAUAUCUUACUGAAAAGCUAAAAAUACAAAAAUCUCUGUUGUUGUGCCUGAGCUUGAAGGAUUAUAGUAGAAACUCACUGAAUGCCAUCAUCCAAGCUAUUCAAGAAUAUCAUACAAAUAUUUAGAAUUGCUCACAAUCAUAACAUUCAUAAUGGCAUUAAUUAAAAGGGCUAAGAAAGCUGAGAGCUUUUUUGGCCAAGUAGUUAUAGGUCCACCAGCAUCAGGUAAAACAACAUAUUGUGGGAGAGUUCAUGCAUUUUACAAAGAAAAACUCAACAGAAAAGUUGAAGUUGUCAAUCUGGACCCAGCAAAUGAGAAUAUGAAUUACAAUCCCAUGAUUGACAUAAUGCAUCUCAUAACUGUUGAAGAUGUUAUGAAAAACUUGAACCUAGGCCCUAAUGGAGCACUCAUGUACUGUAUGGAAUACUUGGAAGAAAAUUUUGACUGGCUGUUGAAUCAGCUAAUCACAAUCAAAGACAGUUACUUGAUUUUUGAUAUGCCUGGGCAAGUUGAACUGUAUACCCAUCAUAACUCCAUAAAAAAUGUUUUUGAAAAAUUGGAAAAGUUGAACUAUCAUUUGUGUGCAGUUCAUUUAGUUGAUUCACAUUAUUGUUCUGAUCCUUCAAAAUUCAUUUCCACUCUGUUGCUUUCCUUAUCUACAAUGAUGCAAAUUGCCUUACCACAUGUGAAUGUCUUAAGCAAGGCAGACCUGUUGAGAAAGAAUGCCUCCAAACUGGAUUUUGGUUUGGACUUCUAUACAGAUGUUCUAGAUCUUGAUUACCUCUUAGGUCUCCUAGAUGAUGGACCUUUCACAAAAAAAUUCAAGAAAUUAAAUGCUGCAUUGGUUGGUCUUAUACAAGACUACAGCCUUGUUGGGUUUGUUCUACUGGAUGUCAGAUCAGAGAAAAGUUUAUUGGAAUUAAAAAGUGCUAUUGAUAAGGCAAAUGGAUACAUCUAUGGCAGUGGUGAAGAAAGAAAUAUACAAGCACUACUUUCAUGUGCUGUAGGUGCUAGAACAGAAUCAGAAAGAUUUGAUUCUGAUUAUUUGUAGUAUGUAAUAACUUAUUCUCUAUGAUAUUUGGAAUAAAUUGGUAUCCC